UGAUGGGUUGUGGCGCUAGCCAGAAGGUGGCCCCGGGACCACCCACUUUGGCCUGGGUCAAGCGGGAAGGUCAAAGUCAAUCCAACCCGGGAGGCCCCCCGCCCGAGGCCCUGGCCGAGGCGGCUCAGAGGAUGCAGGUGGCCCGCUUCAGAGCCAAGUUCGACCCCAGGGUUCUUGCCAGAUAUGACAUCAAGGCUCUUGUUGGGACAGGCAGUUUCAGCAAAGUUGUCAGAGUGGAGCAGAAGAGCACCAAGAAACCUUUUGCAAUAAAAGUGAUGGAAACCAGGGUAAGAGAAGGCAGAGAAGCCUGCGAAUCUGAGCUCACUGUCCUGAGGCGGGUUAACCAUCGCUAUAUUGUCCAGCUCAUGGAGAUCUUUGAGGCCCAGGACAGAGUUUACGUGGUGAUGGAGUUGGCUACAGGAGGAGAGCUCUUUGAUCGACUCAUUACCCAGGGCUCCUUUACAGAACAGGAUGCUGUCAGGAUCCUCCAGAUGGUAGUUGAUGGCGUUAGUUAUUUGCAUGCAUUACGGAUAACUCACAGGGACCUAAAGCCUGAAAAUCUCUUAUAUUAUCAUCCAGGUGCAGAGUCAAAAAUUUUAAUCACAGAUUUUGCUUUGGCCCACUCCGGGAACAAAAGUGGUGACUGGACAAUGAGGACACUUUGUGGAACCCCAGAUUACAUAGCCCCUGAGAUUUUGUUAAGGAAACCUUAUACAAGUGCGGUGGACAUGUGGGCUCUUGGUGUGAUCACCUAUGUUUUACUUAGUGGAUUCCUUCCUUUUGAUGAUGAAAACCAUACAAGACUUUACAGGAAGAUUCUGAAAGGCAAAUAUAAUUAUACAGGAGAGCCUUGGCCAAAUAUUUCGCAUUUGGCGAAGGACUUUAUAGACAAACUACUGAUUUUGGAAGCUAGUCAUCGCAUGUCAGCUGGGCAGGCCCUGCAUCAUCCCUGGGUGAUGACCAUGGCUGCAGGAUCUUCCAGGAAGAAUCUUCAGAGGGUCAUUUCCCAGAAUCUGAUGAAGAGGCCAUCUCCCCACUCUCAGAGUCCUGGAUCUGCACAAUCUUCUAAAUCACGUUCUUAUCACAAAUCAAGGAAUACAUGGAGCAAGAAAAACUUCAGGUUGGAAGAAUCAUCACUCUCUGCACUUUUGUGAACAGAUAAAGUUUAAAACCACUUGAUCUAAAUUUAAGCCAGAGCCAUUGAUUUCAUUAGUAGCUUUAAAUCAUCACUGACCAUUUCUUAGCGAUGAAGACAUCCUACAGGUCAUGCAUGUGGGAGCAUGUGGUUAUUGCCGAAUG
Talpa occidentalis (Iberian mole) is the source of this 1299-nucleotide messenger RNA. RefSeq names its product protein serine kinase H2 (gene PSKH2). The transcript has 3 exons. NCBI's taxonomy places the organism in Eukaryota, Metazoa, Chordata, Mammalia, Eulipotyphla, Talpidae. Gene Ontology annotation, biological process: protein phosphorylation. The coding region runs from base 3 to 1154 and encodes 383 amino acids. Gene Ontology annotation, molecular function: ATP binding; protein kinase activity. The record is from RefSeq and is a predicted model, not a curated record.